GAGCGCCUCACCGACUUGGAGAAGGAUGAGGAGGACGGGAAAGAUGGAAAGAAGGAGAAUGAGGAGGACCCGGAAGAUGAGGAGGCUAGAAAGUUGAAAGAGAAGGAGGAAGAGGAGGAGAAGAACCGGCUACCACCCAACGAGCGGAUCAAGAAGCUCCGCAUGGAUGUCCACGACAACACGGUGAGACUGUGGGAGCGAGCCAAGAAGUCCAGAGAUGAGAUCGUUGGAGACAAAGCCCUGAAGUCCAAUGCACAACCCGCUUUGAACAUUCUGCGCCUGUUUGUCGACCGGUUCGUGGCCAAUGAGAUCAAGACGUUGCGUCAUGACGACACCCGCGGGGCGGAAGCAAAGUUGAGGAAGUUCCUGAAGCAGGGGGCAGAGAUUUUGUCGGUAGCUGCUUUAGCCGAUGUGCAAGCCACCCUGUCGACCUUGGCGAUGCAUUUCAACUACCGCCUCAUCGCACGAAGCGGCUCGCCGGACAUCAAGAACAAGUGUGCUGCUUUGCUAGAAGCUGUUGGUGAAGUUCCUCAGCUCGCAGAGCAGUUCGUGCAGCAGAUGGAAGCUGACCUGGCCGAUCAGAAGGAUCGUGACCGUCGUCGCAAGGAGCGGAUGGCCGCAGAGCAGCGCGAGCGUGAGGCACGCGGGGACUUCAGCGGCGAUGCUGGGAGCAAAGAUACCAAGCAGGAAGCCAAGCAAGAGGCGAAGCAGGAGCCGAAAGAUCAGAAGGACCAGAAGAAGGAGGCAAACGGUGGAUAUCCGGAAACCAAGGCGCCAGAGGCCACGAAGAAGCCGGAUCCUUUCGCGGACUUUGAUUUCGCAGAGACCAAGAAGCCACAGGCAACAGCAGCAAAAGCAGCUCCGAAAUCCGAGGCGGUCGUAGCCAAGAAGGAAGAUGAUCGUGGGGCCAUCCAGGCAGCAGUGAAGCAAAAGAGAACAUCGUGGGACGCGGCAUUUGACCACCCCUAUGCCGGAGCUCUCAAGUCCAACGGGACAGGGAUCUAUUGCAGACCGUGCCAAAGAUGGAUCGUCACCUACGAGUACAACACGGAAGUGUUCUGCACCCACGUUGAGCGAGUACAUCCGAAGCCUCCACCCGGUUGGUCCGUUUAG
Molecule: messenger RNA, 1113 nt
Organism: Symbiodinium necroappetens
Lineage: Eukaryota; Dinophyceae; Suessiales; Symbiodiniaceae
Source: the annotation of a GenBank genome assembly